This is a messenger RNA of Rhodotorula graminis WP1, 1957 nucleotides long. RefSeq lists its product as uncharacterized. The coding region runs from base 1 to 1734 and encodes 577 amino acids. Gene Ontology annotation, cellular component: membrane. Gene Ontology annotation, biological process: transmembrane transport. The transcript is spliced from 10 exons. The record is from RefSeq and is a predicted model, not a curated record. Gene Ontology annotation, molecular function: transmembrane transporter activity. Lineage: Eukaryota; Fungi; Basidiomycota; Microbotryomycetes; Sporidiobolales; Sporidiobolaceae.
AUGUCGCUCCCGAGCCCACCCACGGCCGCGCACCUCCCCAAGUCGUCCUCCGGCCCCGCCGACUCGCCCUCAUCUGCGCCGGGCUCUCCCUUCCCCUCUCGCCCUCCGUCGCCCUCGAGUGGCCACCGCACCGCCUACGCCUACCCGCACACCCCCGAUCUCGCCUCGGUCUACACGCCAGCCUCGAGCGUGCGCGACUCGAGCGCGCCCGCGAGUGCCGCAACUUCCCGAGCAGCGUCCCUCAGCAAGGACCCGCUCCUCAAGCCCAAACGCCGCGGGUCGAUCCGCGCACAGGGCGCACAGGGUGUCAGCGCGUGGCUGCGCCGCGCCCUCAAGCGCGACGAGCGCGACGCGCAGGCGCUCGAGCUCGAGGAGCGCGGCAGGUCGAGGCGGCCGAGUGCGGCUCAGGCGGAGCGCGCUGCGGCGGCGGCAGAGUUGGGAGCAGAGCAGGCGGCGAGUACGCUCAAGACGGGCCGCAAGAAGCUCAAGAUGAGCCGCGAGCGGGCGCAGUUUGUGUGCGCGUUCGCCAUGAUCGCCCUCGUCGGCAUGAACGACUCGGCAACCGGCGCCAACCUCGACUCGAUGCAGGAGCACUACAACGUUUCCUACGACAAGAUCUCGACCGUGUUCCUCGCCAACACGGCGGGCUACUUCCUGUCGUCCAUCUCGUCGCCGUUCCUCCUGCACCACUUCGGCCUUCCCACGACCCUCCUCGUCGCCGCGGCGGCCAUGUCGGUCGGGUGCGUCACGCUGUCGGUCGCCCCGCCAUUCCCCGUCUUCGCCACGAUGCUCCUCUUUCUUGGUUUCGGCAGCGGCGUCUACGACGCCUCGAUCACGACCAUCGUCUCGCACGAGGAGGACGGCGUCCUCAUGUCCUGGCUCUACUCCUGCUUCGGCGUUGGAGCGGCCAUCUCGCCCAUUAUGAUUGGCGCCUUUGUCGACAAGCACAUCCCGUGGCAGAAGUACUAUCUCAUGCCGCUCGGCAUCUCGCUCCUCCUCGCCCUCAUUGGCUUUUUCGUCUUCCGUGGCUACGAGAUCCCGCCGGACGAGGCGCACGACGCCGCUCUCGCGACCGUGCAGGCGCCCGAGACGACGACUGGCGGCUCGAGCUCGGGCGAGGUCGUACAUGCUCGCGCCGUCAUGUCUGCCCAACGGCGCAUGAAGCUGUGCCUGCGCAUGCCGUCGGUCUACGUCGGGUUCCUGCUCAUCAUCUGCGCCUUCGCCGCGACCGACACCCUGAGCGCCUGGAUCGUCUCUUUCAUGGUCUCGAAGCGCUCGUCGCCCGCCGCCGCCACUCGCUACGUGCUCGCUGGCAUCUGGGCGGGCAUCGCGCUCGGCCGCGUCUUCCUCGCCUGGCUGCUCAACAAGCGCCUGGGCGAGAAGGCCUACUCGAUCCUCCUCCUCGUCUUUGCGUGCGCCUUCCUCGGCGUGCUGUACGUGCGAGACUUUAUCAUCGAUGCAGUUGCCGUCGUCCUCGUCGGCUUCUUCAUCGGACCCGUCACGCCCAAGGUCAUGGACGUAGUCGGCGUGCGCGUCCCGCCGUCGCUCAAGGCGAGCGUCAUGAGCCUCACUAUCGGUCUCGGCCUCAUGGGCUCUGCGCUCGGCCCGCUCCUAUUCGGCAUCGUCGCCGGCCGAGGCGGCCUCUCGAGCCUGCCCGCCGUCCUCAUCGGCAUCUCGGUCGUCAGCAUCGUCGGGUGGCUGUGCCUGCCCAAGAACCGCCGUCGCGAGGACUGAGAGCGUGCGCGGUGCACCUGGUGGGCAUGCGUCGACGGCGGCGGUGGCACCUGUCGGCCGGGCCGCCGGGGGCGAGGCCUCGGCGUUUCGCCCGUGUUGGGGGUCGGCUUCUCGGCUCGUCGUACAAAGCCGGUCGACGCGGUCGUUGGGAGGUCUUUGGGGAGGGCGAGCAGCAGCGCAGACGAGCAUCUUUGGCCUGUAUCAGAAGCGUCCUUGCACUGGC